AAUAAAGCGCGUUCGCUUUCCCCUUCCUCCGCUAUCACAACCCAUCUCCUCGCCCCUUCAGAGUAACUUCGCCAUAUUCGCGGUGGAACUCCAUUUCGGAGCUUCAACAUCAAACACCAGUUCUAGGCUUCAGCAAAGGUAACCUGUAUUCAAACAUAAAAUGCCAGUUCUAGGCUGCAGUUUCGUCCAAUAAAAAAGCCCUAAGGGUGCCAAUUCGCGCUUCCCGUAUUCCACUCUACCAAUUUUUGAUUUUAGUCAUGGAAGAACAAUUUAUUCUGAGAGUUCCACCUUCUGUUGCUGAGCGAAUUGACCGCCUUUUGAGUGAAAAUGCUUCUUCUUCAGAAGACAAACUGGAUUUAUCUUUUUCUGAGGAUGGAAAGAGUGGCACUUUUGUCAUAGGCGAUGAGCACUUUCCUGCAUCACUGUUGAAUCUUCCUUGCAUAGUGGAGUCAUACAAAACUUAUGAUGACAGCGUGCUGAUUAAAACAGCAGAUGUUGGUCAAAUAAUUAUGGUGAGAGAAGAAGGUGAUCCUGCUCCAGAUGUGGUGGAAUAUAGACAUGGCCUCACACCUCCAAUGAGAGAUGCUCGAAGGCGAAGAUUUAGGAGAGAACCAGAUCUUAAUCCUGAGCUUGUUCGGCGCGUUGAGAGAGAUCUGCAGAACAUACUGGCGGGUGGAACAGCUGAGAAUAUUGAUAUAGAAGUUGCUGAGCAAGAGGAAGGAGGUGAAGCAAGUGCACGCCAUGUGAAUAAGAAAGUGGCACAACCUGCAACAAAGCCUGACAUUACCGAACCUGGGACUGCAGGUGAGGAUCUUGAUAGAACUGAAUCUGAAGAUUCUGAUGAUUCAAUAUAGCCGAGGACAUUUUUCAGCAAACAAAGAUUAGUUAGCUACAAAAGUUGUUUUUGGCAAGUGGCUACCAAGGCUCCGUCACUGAUAUAGUCUACUUCAUGGUUAAUGGCCUUUGUAACUUGAUAGAAGUUUUAGCUCUUGCAUUUCAGUACAGUUUGCUUGUUGAUCCUAUGCUUUUGAACGUCACUGUUGUAUAACAGUUUGCAAUGUCUACUCGAGAGAUAUGAGACGAUUGCAAAUUAAUUUUGUACAAUGAUGGUCUGUCUCCUGUUAAAUAUAUUGAAUUUGCUUAUUUUUUCUUAA
This is a messenger RNA of Nicotiana attenuata, 1154 nucleotides long. Its product is annotated as transcription initiation factor TFIID subunit 7. Gene Ontology annotation, molecular function: RNA polymerase II general transcription initiation factor activity. The coding region runs from base 258 to 854 and encodes 198 amino acids. Lineage: Eukaryota; Viridiplantae; Streptophyta; Magnoliopsida; Solanales; Solanaceae. Gene Ontology annotation, cellular component: transcription factor TFIID complex. The transcript is spliced from 6 exons. The record is from RefSeq and is a predicted model, not a curated record. Gene Ontology annotation, biological process: transcription initiation at RNA polymerase II promoter; RNA polymerase II preinitiation complex assembly.